AUGGCUCCAAUCGAAGCAGCCAACAUAAUGGAGCCAUGCCUUGACAAGACGCGCCACAUCAAAUACUGGACACGAUGCAUCAAAACCUUCUUGCCCCACCAAUACACCAGCAACGACAGCAACCGCAUGUAUCUCGCUUUCCUCAUGCUCAGCGCCCUGGAUCUUCUCGGUGUACUGACCACCACCUGCUCGACGGAAGAACGACGCGACUACGCCAACUGGAUCUACCGGUGUCAGCACCCGCGAGGCGGCUUUCGAAUGUGGCCUGGGACUGACUUGGGGGAGCGAGCGAACGAGUCGAAUGCGAAAUGGGAUCCCGCGAAUGUGCCUGCGACGUAUUUUGCUCUUGCAUCGCUUCUCAUCCUCGGAGAUGAUUUUGGCCGUGUCAGGCGGAAAGACACGCUGCGCUGGUUGAGACGGAUGCAGCGGGAAGACGGGUCUUUCGGCGAGACGCAUGUGGACGGUCAGCUUGCUGGAGGACGGGAUCCGAGGUUCGGGUAUUGCGCGACUGGGGUGCGAUGGAUGCUUCGUGGGAGUCGGAAAGAAGGGCGGCUCAUGGUAGAUGGUGACCAAGUCGAGGACAUCAAUGUUGAUGCUCUCGUCGAGUGUAUUCGAAAUGCCGAGUCCUACGACGGAGGCAUCGCAGACCAAAGCCUACAUGAGCCACACGCAGGCUACACGUUCUGCUCAUUAGGAGCUCUCCGUUUCAUGAACCGACUCCCCACCUCCUCCACCAAACCUACCGACACGCGCCGAGCCCCCUCGAACCCACAAGAAGUAAUCCGAUGGCUCGCGCACCGCCAAACCGACCUCCUCGACCCAGACGCAACCCAAGACUCCGAGUUCAUCGGCGCGCACCGCAUCAAAAACUCCCAGCCAGUGCCACCCUCACAGAGCGCAACAGAGCCACCACCACUAACGCUCCACCAAAGCCCCGACAAAUCCAUCAUCACCCCCUUCGACCUGCACACAGAUGGCGCAGCAGGCAUGAACGGCCGCCCGAACAAAACGGCAGACACCUGCUACGCCUGGUGGGUCGGGGCGUCGCUGCACAUCCUCGGACAGCCCGCGCUGUACAAUCAGCAAGCGAUGAGCAGAUAUCUGCUGGACAAGACGCAGCACCCGGUGCUAGGUGGAUUCGGGAAGUUCCCUGGCGAUUUGCCCGAUUUGUAUCAUAGCUGUUUGGGGCUUGCUGCGCUGGCGUUGGCCGGCGGCGGCGGGGAUGUGAAGGAGGUAGAUGCGGGGAUGUGUGUGAGUAAGGAGGCGAGUGUGCGAUUGGAGGCGCUUUGGAAGCGGUGGGAUGACGAGGAAAUCUCACGAUGA
Molecule: messenger RNA, 1323 nt
Organism: Neohortaea acidophila
Lineage: Eukaryota; Fungi; Ascomycota; Dothideomycetes; Mycosphaerellales; Teratosphaeriaceae
Product: terpenoid cyclases/protein prenyltransferase alpha-alpha toroid
Exons: 3
Coding region: 1-1323 (440 amino acids)
Biological process (GO): protein geranylgeranylation
Cellular component (GO): CAAX-protein geranylgeranyltransferase complex
Molecular function (GO): CAAX-protein geranylgeranyltransferase activity
Source: RefSeq, a predicted model, not a curated record